Messenger RNA from Brachypodium distachyon (stiff brome), 1032 nucleotides. RefSeq names its product thiosulfate sulfurtransferase 16, chloroplastic. Lineage: Eukaryota; Viridiplantae; Streptophyta; Magnoliopsida; Poales; Poaceae. The transcript is spliced from 7 exons. The record is from RefSeq and is a predicted model, not a curated record. Bases 180 to 767 code for a protein of 195 amino acids.
GCAAAGAGCGAGGCAGCCCAAACGGACACCGGAGAAGAAGGAGAGAAACUUCAAUUCAAAAUCCCUUUCCUUCCUGGUGCACCUCUGUCUCCAUCUCCUCCAGCUAGCCGCCUAGCCUCGUCCGGAGUCCCCAAUACUCUGCCACCAACAACAAGAGAAGCUCUCGAUCGGUGGCACCAAUGGCUGCAACCUUCUUCGGCCGCGGCGGCGUCUCCAUCCCGUCCCUCCUCCUCCUCCACGCCCACCCGCCGCCACUGCUCCUCGCGUGCAGUGUACUGCGGCACGGCGGCGCCGCGAGAAGUUCUGUCCGGGUCAUGGCGUCGGCGGCGGGGAGGCCGGGCGCCGCCAGGAGGAUGCUCGGCUCCGUCAGGUCCGGCGCCGCCGGGGGGUUGCGCGCGGGGGAGGCGGAGGUGGCGGCCGUGCCGCCUUCGGUGCCGGUGCGCGUCGCCCACGAGCUACAGCUCGCCGGCCACCGCUACCUUGAUGUCAGAACCGAGGGUGAGUUCGGCGGUGGCCAUCCAGCAGGGGCCGUGAACAUCCCCUACUUGUACAAGACCGGCUCAGGGAUGACGAAGAACUCACAAUUUCUCGAGCAAGUGUCGGCGAUCUUCAGGAGGGACGAUGAGAUCAUCAUUGGAUGCCAGAGCGGCAGGAGGUCUCUCAUGGCAGCAGCCGAACUCUGCUCCGCGGGGUUCACUGCCGUGACCGACAUCGCCGGAGGGUUUUCUGCUUGGAGGGAGAAUGGACUGCCCGUCAACGUCCGGUGACCGGCUUCUCGCCAUGAUUCUGAACCAUGUAUAAUCUGCAUUAAGGCUGCUUCGCUGCGAGGUUAAUUGUAACAGCGUGGUGCUCUUCUCGGGCACUGAAUAAAUGGAUAUUGAUAGGCAGUGUCAGAAUUAAGAGAUAUAUGAUGUGUUCGUGUUUAGUCUCCUUUCCUCACCUUCGGUAAGCUGUCGCUUCCAGGAUGACAAUUUGACAAUGUGGUGGUAACCAUGUAAAACCAAUAUGCUGAGAAACAAAGUAGUUGAUCAA